Thecamonas trahens ATCC 50062 is the source of this 1494-nucleotide messenger RNA. RefSeq names its product Cdc20. The transcript has 2 exons. The coding region runs from base 1 to 1494 and encodes 497 amino acids. Gene Ontology annotation, molecular function: ubiquitin ligase activator activity; protein binding; anaphase-promoting complex binding. Gene Ontology annotation, cellular component: anaphase-promoting complex. Gene Ontology annotation, biological process: positive regulation of anaphase-promoting complex-dependent catabolic process; positive regulation of ubiquitin protein ligase activity; anaphase-promoting complex-dependent catabolic process. The record is from RefSeq and is a predicted model, not a curated record. NCBI's taxonomy places the organism in Eukaryota, Apusomonadida, Apusomonadidae.
AUGUCGGCCUUUGUUAACGACUGGACAAACAACCUCAACGCGUUCGACUCUGCGCUCGAUACCAAGGUCAUCCCGCGGUGGAAGCGGAAGGCCAUGGAGAAGGCACAGCAGUCGAGCGCCAACGCGUCGACGUCGGCCAUUACCGCCUCGUCGCUCGCGACCACUCCCUCCCGCGGCACCAAGCGCCGUGGCUCUGGCACCCCACAGUGCGAUCGGUUUAUCCCCAACCGCGCGGCGAUGGACAUGUCGCUGGGCAAGUUUGCGCUGCAGGAGAACAACCCGACCCUGGGUGAGGACGGUAGCGGGGCAUACUCGCCGGCCAAGGAGGAGUACCAGCAGACUCUGCAGGAGACACUCCUCAACGGUCGGACCGAGUGCGCCAAGAUCCUGGCGUUCAAGGCCAAGGCGCCCGCGCCGCCGGUUGGCUACCAGAACUCGCUCAAGGUCCUGUACUCUCAGAACAAGGCGUCUGCCGGGCGGAAGCGCAAGGUCACGCGCCACAUCCCGCAGGCGCCCGAGCGCGUCCUCGACGCGCCCGACAUGCUCGACGACUACUACCUCAACCUGCUUGACUGGAACAAGCAGAACAUCCUCGCCGUUGCUCUUGGUCAGACCGUGUACCUGUGGAACGCCGAGAACGGAUCCAUCACCGAGCUCUGCACCACCGAGGAGCCGGACAACUUUAUCACCUCGCUGUCUUGGAUCGAGGACGGCUCGUACCUUGCCGUCGGUACCAACACCGCCGACGUCCAGCUGUGGGACACCGAGGCGUCCCGCCAGGUCCGUUGCAUGAAGGGCCAUCAUUCGCGCGUCGGCUCGCUGGCGUGGAACCAGUUCAUCCUCUCCUCGGGCUCGCGCGAUUCAAUGAUCUUCAACCACGAUGUUCGCGUCGCCGACCACCACAUCGCCACGCUCGCCUCCCACACCCAGGAGGUCUGCGGGCUCAAGUGGUCGCCGGACGGCACCCAGCUGGCGUCGGGUGGCAAUGACAACCUCCUCUGCAUCUGGGACAUCAACGGUGGUGAGUCGCCCAAGUUCACCCUCAACGACCACUGCUCCGCCGUCAAGGCUCUCGACUGGUGCCCGUGGCAGGAGAAUCUUCUGGCGUCCGGCGGCGGGACCGCUGAUCGCUGCAUCCGCUUCUGGAACACAGAGACCGGCAACUGCCUCAACACCAUCGACACCAAGUCCCAGGUCUGCUCCCUCAAGUGGUCCACCCAUCACAAGGAGAUCGUCUCCUCGCACGGAUUCUCCCAGAACCAGCUUAUUGUCUGGAAGUACCCGUCCAUGGUCAAGAUGGCCGAGCUGACCGGCCACACCUCGCGCGUCCUGCAUCUUGCCGCUUCGCCCGAUGGCGAGACCAUUGUCUCCGCCGCCGGCGAUGAGACGCUCCGCUUCUGGAAGUGCUUUGCCCGUGACUCGGCUUCGUCGGCUGCGGCCACCAAGCCUGUCAUUGACAACCGCGGCCUGCGCCGGAACGUCAACAUUCGCUGA